AAGAAAAAGAAAAUACUUCAGUCUCCACACGAGUGAGGCAGAGAGCGGAAGGAGCGGCGCCGCCGGCGACCUCACGCCGGCCGCCCCGUCCCCGGCAGCAGCCGGCCACCGACGAUUCGAGCUUGACUUUUGUUCGGAACCCUAGCCGGCGGUUGAGAAGGACAGUGGGAGCGAGCGAGAGAGGGAUACAGGAGGAGGCUCAUGGAUCCAGCUCAGAUUCAGAUUCCCCAACGGGUCGAUCCAAGUGUGGAUGGCAAGAGGCUGCGGUGUUCCGCAAUGCCGGCUGGCCCCCUAUCCAAGGAUGCCGACGAUACUGGUUCCUCGCCAGCGCCGCUGGACGAUGAGAAUCUCCUCCAGGAAAUCCUCCUCCGCGUCGCUCCGCUGCCAUCCGCACUCCCCCGUGCCUCCCUUGUUUGCUUGCGCUGGCGCAGCAUCCUCUCUGACCCACAAUUCCUCAGCCGCUACCGCAAACAUCACCGGAAACCCCCUCUGCUCGGUUUCUUCGCAGGGAAUACUGGCACAAGUUACAGUUUUGUUCCUCUUCCGAUCAUGAAGCCGAACCGCAUCCCGGAGGAGCGCUUCUCCGUGCCCAAGAGCAGCAGUUCCUAUGACCACUGGUACUUUCUAGGCUGCCGCCACGGCCUCGCCGUCAUGGUCCACGACAGCGGGCGUGUGGCCGUCAUAUGGGAUCCUCUCACUGGUCGGCAGCACCGCGUGCCUUUUCCACCAGGUCUCUGCAACGCCAAACAUGAGGGUUUGUGGCUCUGGCACACAGCCGUGCUGUGUGCUGACACCGAAGAUGGGCAUGUGCAUGGCGAUUGUUUCUCGAGCCCGUUUAGAUUGAUUUUGAUGUGCGGCGGAUACACACAGGCAUUCGCUUGUCUCUAUGAAUCGAUUUCUGGAGCAUGGGGAAAUAUUGUCUCGACUGUGACUACAGAUGCGAUUCUUCGUCUCAGGCCUAGCAUCCUCAUUGGGAAUGCAGUUUACUGGUUGUUUGUUCGAGGUGACAUACUUGCAUUUGAUAUUGAAACGCAGACCCUUGGUGUGAUCAAGAAGCCGGAAGCUGCUCAUCAUACCAAUUGCUACUCCUUUCAGCUGUUGCGAGAUGAUAGUUACCUUGGCUUCGCAGUUAUGUCGAAACCGAGCAUCCAGUUAUGGAAGAGGAAAUCAGAAUGUGAUGGUGCUCUCGAAUGGGUGCUGCUGCAGAAAACCAUUCAUCUGGAGGCGCUCUUUCCACAGGAAAUGCGUAUCGACCACAAAAAGGCAGAGAUGGUUGGGUAUGACGAGGACUCAGAUGUGAUUAUCUUGUCGACAUACAUUGGUGACUUCAUGCUCCAACUUAAGUCGAUGCGGUUCACCAGAUUUUCUAAAAGAAACUGCUGGUCUCACAAGACCCAUUAUCCAUACAGAAAUUUCUAUACCGCGGCUUUUAUAGAAUAUCCACAUGUCAUCUGGGUGAUGGUUCAUCGAUCUUGUUUUGGAAGGACAAAGAUGCACAGAGGAGCUCUCGGGUCUUCAAUUCCUCAGGCUGUCCACUUUUUGCCAAGAACAAAGAUGCUUGUGCCCAUGUGGAUGCAAGCGCGCACAUGCUGAAUUCAAACAAGUUCAGGCGUUCAUCGGGCCUCUGAUUGAGCAAAUUUAGCAAAGAGCCUUUCAUAGAAGGUACUCCUGUGGCUGCUCUUCAUGGCCCGUUCAAAAUACAAGGAAAUGGCGGACGAGGAGUUAACUGAUAUCAUGGUAGACAUGGAGUUUGGAGAACUGAUGAAAGACCGGAUAGAAGAUUGGCCAGAUGAUGAAAAUUCAGAUCGUGAAGAUCGGUGAGAGAAUGGGAACGAAUAGGACAAUCUUAAUAUCGAUGAGCUUGAUGAUGAUCACGAAAACAACUUGGAGCUCUCGAAUGAAGAUUACAUUAGUCAGUUCAUUUACGAAUGUCAUAAUGCGUACGACUAUUACGGUGAAUCCGACGCGGAGACAGGCCUUAACGACGAAUCAUUAAAUGCACCUGGUUCUGGGGAGUCCGAGUCGUCGGUCAUCAUGAGUGAGGUGACACAAGAUGAUGGGGCAAAGAAUGUCCAAGAUACUGCCAGUGCAGAUGAUAAGAGGGAUAUGUUCAUGUAGAUAAUGAAAAUGACCUUUACGUCUCACGAUGCUGCGUAUGAUUUCUACAACAGCUAUGCUAGAGAUAAUGGUUUCAGCAUUACAAAGAAUAAGGUCAGGUAUACGAGGCCAUGUCUGUACAUGCUAGGCUUGUCAACACCCGUUGUAUUCGAACGUUAGAAUCUAUCACACCCGAUCAUCACGUGGUGCUUCGAAACAACGAACCUUC
Triticum urartu is the source of this 2326-nucleotide messenger RNA. Lineage: Eukaryota; Viridiplantae; Streptophyta; Magnoliopsida; Poales; Poaceae. The record is from RefSeq and is a predicted model, not a curated record.